Molecule: messenger RNA, 1878 nt
Organism: Trichosporon asahii var. asahii CBS 2479
Lineage: Eukaryota; Fungi; Basidiomycota; Tremellomycetes; Trichosporonales; Trichosporonaceae
Product: tryptophan-tRNA ligase
Exons: 2
Coding region: 1-1878 (625 amino acids)
Biological process (GO): tryptophanyl-tRNA aminoacylation
Cellular component (GO): cytoplasm
Molecular function (GO): tryptophan-tRNA ligase activity; ATP binding
Source: RefSeq, a predicted model, not a curated record
AUGACCACACCUCGUCUCAUCUCUAGGCUCCCCUCUCUCUCCAGACCCAUCUACCAACUCCGCUUCUACUCCGACAAACCGAACAAGCCCAAAAUGCCCCUCAACACCGAAGAGGCCCUCAAGUCGGGCCAGAUGACCCCGGGCACCAUCGCCAAGCAGCUGUCCCAGCUCGACCUCCCCGCCCCUUCCAACCUCCAGCUGAACGACGGACCGAAGAGCGCCAACAGCGUCCGCUCCAACGACUCGGCCGACCUCAGCGAGCGCCUCUCCCACCUCAACCUCCCCGAGCCUGAGGCGCUCAGCCGCGCCAACGCGCACCGCCGCUCCGAGAGCCAGUCGCAGGACCUCGCCGAGAAGCUGUCCAAGAUGCAGCUGCCCCAGCCCGAGCGCAUUUACGGCCCCGACGACACCCAGGCUGGCAGCAAGAAGGGCGUCAGCGCCGAGGACUGGGCCAAGGUCAAGCUCGAGGACGAGGUGCCCGAGGCUGUCCGUAGCCCGACCGACCCCCGCUUCCAGCGCAACGUCCAGAGCCCCCCGCCCAAGGCCGCCGCUGCUGCGUCAUCCUCCACUCCCGCCGCUGCUUCGGGAACUUCCACGCCGAAGUCUGCUACUGCUGCCAAGGAGCAGAAGAUCACGCCGUUCGACGUGCAGGGUGGUGUUGACGCGGACGGAAAGGAGAUCGGAAUUGACUACGACAAGCUCGCCAAGCGCUUCGGUGCCACGCCGAUCUCGCAGGAGCUGCUCGAGCGCUUCGAGCGCGUGACUGGCCACAAGCCGCACCCGCUGAUGCGCCGUGGCACGUUCUACACGCACCGCGACUUUGACAAGAUUCUCGACCUGUACGAGGCGGGCAAGCCGUUCUACCUGUACACUGGCCGCGGACCGUCGUCGGACAGCAUGCACAUGGGACACCUGAUUCCGUUCCUGUUCACGGCGUGGCUGCAGGAGGUGUUCGGAUGCGUGUGUGUGAUCCAGGUGACGGACGACGAGAAGUACCUGCUCGACCGAGACGCGAAGAAGCAGCAGGCGCUCAUCAAGAAGAACCCGCAGGACAAGCGAUCGCCCUACUGGAUCCUCGACAAGUACUUUGAGAUGGGCCAGGCGAACAUUGCCGACAUUAUUGCGUGCGGCUUCGACAAGGAGAAGACGUUCAUCUUCUCCGACCUCGACUACAUCUCCAAGGCGUUCUACCGCAACGUUGUCCUCAUGGCCAAGACGAUGACGGUGACGCAGUCCAAGGGCGUCUUUGGCUUCUCCGACUCUGACAACGUCGGCAUGCUCCACUUUGCGGCCGUGCAGAGCACGCCGUCCUUUGCCAACUCGUUCCCGCACAUCUUCGGCGACCGGACGGACAUCCCCUGCCUGAUCCCCUGUGCGAUCGACCAGGACCCCUACUUCCUCGUCUGCCGUGAUGCGGCCGACAGGCUGAAGUACAAGAAGCCUGCGCUUCUGCACGCCAAGUUCCUCCCCGCGCUCCAGGGCGCCGGCACCAAGAUGUCUGCGUCCAACCCCAACUCGAACAUCACGCUGACCGACGCCCCGAACGUGAUCAAGAACAAGAUCAGGAAGCACGCCUUCUCGGGCGGUGGCGCGACGCAGGAGCUCCACCAGCAGAACGGCGGAAACCCCGACGUUGACAUUGCCUACCUCUACCUGUCGUACUUUGAAGACGACGACGCCAAGAUGCAGCACCUCGCCGACGAGUACCGUGCCGGCCGCCUGUCCACGGUCCAGCUCAAGGACGAGUGCAUCGCCAAGCUCCAGGAGGUCGUGGCUGGAUUCCAGAAGCGCAGGUCUGAGGUCACCCCCGAGCUUGUCAAGUACUACCAGGACGCGACGAGGCAGAUCGACCCGACCCCCAAGCCCCGUAAGGCCUAA